This is a messenger RNA of Pseudopipra pipra, 736 nucleotides long. RefSeq names its product olfactory receptor 14J1-like. Gene Ontology annotation, biological process: G protein-coupled receptor signaling pathway. Gene Ontology annotation, molecular function: odorant binding; olfactory receptor activity. The record is from RefSeq and is a predicted model, not a curated record. The transcript has a single exon. Gene Ontology annotation, cellular component: membrane. NCBI's taxonomy places the organism in Eukaryota, Metazoa, Chordata, Aves, Passeriformes, Pipridae. Bases 1 to 627 code for a protein of 208 amino acids.
AUGUGCUACGACCGCUACGUUGCCAUCUGCAAACCCCUGCACUACGGGACCCUCCUGGGCAGCAGAGCUUGUGCCCACAUGGCAGCAGCUGCCUGGGCCACUGCGUUUCUCAGUGCUCUGCUGCACACAGCCAAUACAUUUUCCCUGCCCCUGUGCCAGGGCAAUGCCCUGGGUCAGUUCUUCUGUGAACUCCCACACAUCCUCAAGCUCUCCUGCUCACACUCAGGAUAUCUCAGGGAACUUGGGCUUCUUGGGGUUAGUGCUUGUUUUUGUUUUGGUUGUUUCAUUUUCAUUGUUUUCUCCUAUGUGCAGAUCUUCAGGGCUGUGCUGAGGAUCCCCUCUCAGCAGGGACAGCACAAAGCCUUUUCCACGUGCCUUCCUCACCUGGCCGUGGUCUCCCUGUUUCUCAGCACUGCCAUAUUUGCCUACCUGAAGCCCCCCUCCAUCUCCUCUCCAUCCCUGGAUCUGGUGGUGUCAGUUCUGUACUCGGUGGUGCCUCCAGCACUGAACCCCCUCAUCUACAGCCUGAGGAACCAGGAGCUCAAGGAUGCCCUGAGGAAACUGAUGGCUGGAUUUAGAGGCAAUAAUAAAGUGUGUCUUUUCUUCUGCAUAACAUUCCAAAUGUAACUCAUUGAAAUCUAAGCCUUUUUUCUCCUAUAUGUCCCUUUUAUUGUCAAUACAUUUCCUUACUCUUUUUCUACUUUUAUAGUGUUAUCCACAAAUCAAUGGCAUUGCU